UAUAAGACAAAGCAAGCAGUAUAUACGUUCAUUUUGGUUGUUUCUUCCAUUCUAGCACUCAUUGAAUCGAAAAGUACCAUUGAAGGUUGAGUGUCCAUAAAUAUUUCCAAAAAAAAGUGAAAAUCGUACCUUCAAUAGUAACGUCAUAAAACUUAGCGGCGCUCAAAAUAAAGUGUAUUUUGGAAAUAAUACUGUGCUAAAAAUGUUGAUCCCCACGCGAUCUGUACUAAGGAAAGCGGUGGAAUGUUCCACUGUUAGUUCAGAGUUAACACAGAAAAGCUUUUAUUCGAUUCUCAAAAACCUCGCAGCACCAAGAACAAGUUGCAGCGUACGACAUGAAAUACAGCGCAGAUUCAAAUCGGAUGGAGUGCGCGGUGCCGUUAUCGGCAUCGACUUGGGUACCACCAACUCUUGCGUGGCCGUCAUGGAGGGCAAGACACCCAAGGUGGUCGAGAACAGCGAAGGUUCCAGAACUACGCCGUCACACGUGGCCUUCUCCAAAGAGGCUGAGCGCCUCGUGGGUAUGCCAGCCAAGAGGCAAGCAGUCACAAACAGCGGGAACACGUUCUACGCGACCAAACGUCUCAUCGGCCGGAGAUUCGAAGACCCCGAAGUUCAGAAGGACAUGAAGAACUUGUCUUAUAAGGUUGUGAAGGCGUCCAACGGAGAUGCUUGGGUGCAAGGCAGUGAUGGAAAGGUGUACUCUCCAAGUCAAAUCGGUGCUUUCGUACUGAUGAAGAUGAAGGAGACGGCGGAGGCGUACCUGAACACGUCAGUGAAGAACGCCGUAGUUACCGUGCCGGCCUACUUCAACGACUCGCAGCGCCAAGCCACCAAGGAUGCGGGUCAAAUAGCAGGAUUGAAUGUACUGCGAGUGAUCAACGAGCCCACCGCGGCAGCGCUCGCCUACGGCAUGGACAAGACAGAUGAUAAGAUCAUCGCAGUGUACGACCUCGGCGGCGGCACCUUCGAUAUAUCCGUGCUGGAGAUACAGAAGGGUGUGUUCGAGGUGAAGUCCACCAACGGAGACACCCUCCUCGGCGGUGAGGACUUCGACAACGUCAUUGUGAACUUCCUGGUCGACGAGUUCAAGCGGGAUCAAGGAACUGAUCUCCGCAAAGAUGCAAUGGCAAUGCAGCGGCUGAAGGAAGCGGCCGAGAAAGCUAAGAUCGAACUGUCCGGCUCGCUGCAGACCGACAUCAACUUGCCAUACCUCACUAUGGACGCUUCAGGACCUAAGCAUAUGAAUCUCAAGAUGACUCGGUCGAAACUGGAGUCGCUGGUGGGUGAUCUGAUCAAGAGGACGGUGGCUCCUUGCCAGCGUGCGCUGCAGGAUGCUGAGGUGCAGCGCGCUGACAUCGGGGAGGUGCUGCUCGUUGGUGGCAUGACGCGUAUGCCCAAGGUGCAGUCGACGGUCCAAGAGAUCUUCGGACGCACGCCGUCCCGGGCCGUGAACCCGGACGAGGCGGUGGCGGUGGGCGCCGCCGUGCAGGGCGGGGUGCUCGCCGGAGACGUCACCGACAUCCUGCUGCUGGACGUCACGCCGCUCUCGCUCGGCAUCGAGACGCUGGGCGGAGUGUUCACCAAGCUCAUCACCAGGAACACCACCAUACCCACCAAGAAGAGCCAGGUGUUCUCCACCGCUGCGGACGGGCAGACCCAAGUGGAGAUCAAGGUGCACCAAGGCGAGCGCGAGAUGGCGGUGGACAACAAGAUUCUGGGGCAGUUCUCCCUGAUCGGCAUUCCGCCAGCGCCACGCGGAGUACCACAAAUCGAGGUCACCUUCGACAUCGACGCCAACGGCAUAGUGCACGUGUCCGCUAGAGAUAAGGGAACUGGCAAGGAGCAACAGAUCGUGAUCCAGUCGUCGGGCGGUCUGUCCAAGGACGAGAUCGAGAACAUGGUGAAGUCGGCGGAGCAGUUCGCUGCGGCCGACAAGCAGCGCCGCGACCGCGUGGAGGUCGCCAACCAGGCCGAGGGCGUGCUGCACGACACAGAGACCAAAAUGGACGAGUACAAGAGCCAGCUGCCGCAAGACGAGUGCGACAAGUUGCGCGGUGAGAUUGCGAAAUUACGAGACCUCCUCGCCCAGAAGGACACAGCGGACCCUGAAGCGAUCCGAACGGCCACCAGUCAACUGCAACAGGCCAGCCUGAAGCUAUUCGAGCAGGCGUAUAAAAAGAUGGCAGCAGAACGUGAGGGUGGCCAACAGCAGACGCAGACUGAAGGUCAAGAGGAGAAGAAAGAGGAUAAGAACUAAACAGCCGUGUUCUUGACAUAGGCACAUUAUUAGAUACAAGAUUACUAGCAAACGUUGACUAGUGUCACCCGACUUAUUGAGGGCGCCAUCCGUACAUUAUAUCACGCUUUUAGGGGAGGGGGUGUUGUUAGGUCGGCAAAUGACAUUGUAUAAUAUGACGUCACAAAGUUCGUUAAAAAUCUAGGACAUGGAUCUUAGAUUAUGUGACAUGACAUUUCAAUUUUAGAAUUAUUAAACACGAAAUUUGACUAUUAAAAUUAUUAGCCGUAAGAACACCCCCCCUCCUAAAAAAAUGUUAAAUGGUUAGAAUUACUGGUGUGGUAUAAUUUAUGGAUGGACCUUUGGCAGUGUAUGGUAUACAGGGUGAGUAGUAAAGGGAAAGCGAGCCGAAAGCCAGUGCUAUAUUAUGUUAUUGAUAAGAAUACAUAUAUAGGUAGCCUGUAUUCACGAAACUGAACACUAUCCCAAAGACGUAAAGUGCAAAAUUGUAAAUAAUCUUUUAAAUAUCCCAUACAAAACAAAUUUAUGACCGACAUAAUAUAUACAGGCUGAUCUACCACGCGCAGUCGUCUUUGUACUAAGUCAAUCCCUGGUGAAAUUUAUUCGUAUACGGGCCCGUAGGUCUAGCGGUUUAGUACAAUUCAAUCGGUCGCGGGUUCGAUUCCUCGCACAGUGCAAACAUUUGUAUUCAUGAGUAUGACUGUUUAUAUCGGUUUUCUAUGUAUAAUAUGUAUGUACAAGAAAAAAAUAUUUAAGUAUUUAUGCGAGUUGUUUAAUACCGAUAACACAAGCGCUUGCUGUGGGACUAGAUGGCGCUGUGUUAAUUGUCCAGGGUUAUUUAUUUAUUUAUUCAGUUUCAUGAGUAUUCAUUUGGCUGUUCGGUUUGGCAUACCGUUUACGACUAACCCUAUCCAAUAUAGAAUAGUUUGUCAUCUGUUUAGUUGUAGUUUUAGGCAGUAGAGGCUCGAUUAUCUGGUUGCUGAUUAACCGGCUAUUAUCUAAUCGGUUGCUAACAAACAUUUGAGAAUUGUUAGCAACAGUUUUAUAUAAUUAAACGCCGGAUGUCUCGUCUUACCCGGAUGUUGGUUAAUUAUUGAUUUUCAAUAUUACACUGCAGAAAACGAAAAACAAUGAGUGAAUGUAUGUAGAUUAGAUUUUGCUUUAAAAUCUGAUUUGAGAGUGUAUGUGGUGUAUAUAUAUUAGUUUGGAAAAUAUAUGUGGAUUAUUUCUUUAGAUCCUUAUAAAUUAUUGAUUUAUCUGCCUUUAGCCACAAAGGUCGGGAACUAUUUAACGGCGAAUUCUAUUACUUAAGAUUUUUGAGAGAAAAUGAAUCGUGUUAGAUAUGUUCGCAUAAAAUCCGUCUCUACGAAUAUUCAUAGAAUUUAGAUAAAAACUAUAGUGAAUACAUUAUUUAUUUAUAUCCAUAUGACUGAUUGAUUUAUGCACUUUUAGUCACAAAGGUCGGUAACUAUUUAAAGGCGAUUAUUAUAUAUAAUAUCCAAUUCGGCAAUAUUCAGAUAUUUGACAGAAAAUAUUUGUGUGUAAUAUUCAUAAUUUUUAAAAACAUAUGUAUCUUAAGAAUAUUGGUCCAAAAAAUGAACAUACAUUUUUUGGACUAAUGUUAUUAAGAAGACCAAAUGAAAUCGUAUUAAUUGUCGCCAAAAACGAAAAUAUAAACAAAAUCAUUAAUUUCCCAUACAUGUUAAUAUUCAAAAUAAUGGUUCAAUGAAAUGUCCCGUCCCUGUCCAACUGUAUGCGAUAAGAGACGGAUGGAAUAGAUGAGUGUGGUGUGUAUUGAGUCCAUGUAUUGUGGCUAAUUCUCUUACUGUAUAUGUUUGUUGAUGUAUCAUUGAGAAGUAUAUUGCGUUGUUAUGUUUUUAUUAAUUAUUACGUAUAUGGAUGAAAAGCGGGGCAAAAAUAUUAAACAGUUCAGGAUAAUCGGGCUUCUACUGAUAUAUUGUUUGUGGCCCGAUAGCUUUACAAACCCACUCUCCGUAUCGAAGUAAUAUAAAUUUACUUAACAGUAUAUACAAGAUUAUUCAGUUGUCACUGAAAUUUAUGCCAUCACAAAAUGUAGUAAGGUUCAAAAUGUGUUUGGGUAAUUGUUUUGCACGUACUACGAUUAGCAUGUUUUGCAUUGACCAUAUUUACGCAGUUACGAACUUUAAAGAGGUGGAAAUAAAUAUUUUUUCAUAAUUUUUAUUUUCACCUUUUGUCAUAGACAACAUUAUAGCAGCUAUAAUGUUAUCUAUGACAAAAGGUAUAUUUUUACCUAGAAGCGUUGAAGGCUCUAAUUCUGCUGCUUUAUUGUCUGUAGCAGAAAUAUGACCUUUCAACUGUUCGCUGUCAAAAUGAC
Messenger RNA from Achroia grisella, 4616 nucleotides. It is a transcript of the gene Hsc70-5, whose product is annotated as heat shock 70 kDa protein cognate 5. Gene Ontology annotation, cellular component: cytoplasm; mitochondrion. The record is from RefSeq and is a predicted model, not a curated record. The transcript is spliced from 14 exons. Bases 203 to 2260 code for a protein of 685 amino acids. NCBI's taxonomy places the organism in Eukaryota, Metazoa, Arthropoda, Insecta, Lepidoptera, Pyralidae. Gene Ontology annotation, biological process: cellular response to unfolded protein; protein refolding. Gene Ontology annotation, molecular function: misfolded protein binding; ATP hydrolysis activity; ATP binding.